CAUUUCCAACCUUUCAUAAUCAAAUAUCAAUUGCCACAAAGAAAAAGAAAAAAAAAAAUACAUAUAAGACAAGUUCUCACCUAAACUCAUUGGUGAAUGGUGAAUACUUUUUCUCUGUUUGUGAAGAUGAUGAAAUCAAAGAAAUUUAGUUGGCAUGGCUUGGAAAGAGUUUCUUGGUGAUUCAUGGGCUAUAUAUGGUUUGAAGAUUGCAACAUUAAUGUCAAACAUACAACAAGUUCUUAGAAUCAUAAUCAUGAAGCAAAAAACACCACCACCAACAACAUCAACAACAACAACCACACCAAGAAGUUUGUUGAAACAACAACAACAUAGUGAUAACAAGUCUCAACAUAGUAUACCACAAACAACAACAACAACAAGAAUAAGAGUAGUAAAAGGUUCUUCUAAGAUCAAAGAAUCUCCAAAAACACCACCGGAGAUUGUUAACAAUAAUAGGGCUUCCAUUUCAUCAACAAGAGCUAAGUCAGUGCCUCCAGACUUGAAGAACAAUUCAAAAGCCAAAAGGGGUAUUGUUGUGAUGAACAAGCUUGUUAAAUCCAAUGAAGAGGUUGAGUGUUCUUCUCAAAAGGGUACUAAGGAAGCUGAAGAGGCUAAGAUUGUUGUUGUUCGACCGCGGCGAAGGAGGACUAAUGAUGAUCCUGAUGAGAAGGAGAAGAAGGAGAUGGUUGAGAAGCUUGAAAUGAGUGAUAAUUUGAUCAAGAAUUUAGAGUCUGAGGUGAAGGCUUUGAAAGCUGAAUUGGAUAAAGUUAAGAAUUUGAAUGUUGAGCUUGAGUCUCAGAAUGUAAAACUCACUCAGAAUCUUGCUGCUGCUGAAGCUAAGAUAGCAGCUGUUGGAAGCAAUAAUAGUAGAAAGAAGGAACUAAUUGGAGAACACCAGAGUCCUAAAUUUAAAGACAUACAAAAACUCAUUGCUGACAAAUUGGAAAUGUCUAAGGUCAAAAAAGAAGCUAAUCAUGAGGUAAUUUUUGUCAAAGCGUCAAUUCCAGCUCCAACACAAAAUCAUGCCAUUCCUGAAACUACAACAAGUUUAGGAAGAAAAUUUCCACCCAACUUAUGCGUCAUGCCACCUCCACCGCCACCCCCACCGAUCCCAUCUCGGCCUUUGGCAAAAUUGGCUAACACACAAAAGGCUCCUGCAGUUGUCCAACUAUUUCACUCCUUAAAGAAUCAGGACGGGAAGAAAGACUCAAAAGGAUCGAUAAAUCAUCAUAAACCGAUAGCUAUUAGUGCACAUAGUAGCAUUGUAGGCGAAAUUCAAAACCGUUCGGCUCAUCUUUUAGCAAUAAGGGCAGACAUUCAAACAAAAGGGGAGUUCAUUAAUGACCUAAUAAAAAAGGUGGUUGAUGCUGCCUAUGUGGAAAUUGAAGAUGUCCUCAAGUUUGUUGAUUGGCUUGAUGGUGAAUUAUCAACUUUGGCUGAUGAGCGUGCUGUAUUGAAGCAUUUUAAGUGGCCGGAAAAGAAAGCUGAUGCAAUGCGUGAGGCUGCAGUUGAGUAUCGCGAGCUUAAAAUGUUAGAACAAGAGAUUUCUUCUUACAAGGAUGAUCCUGACAUUCCAUGUGCAGCUUCCUUGAAAAAGAUGGCUAGCCUAUUAGACAAGUCUGAGAGGAGCAUACAGAAGCUAAUCACGCUGCGAAAUUCUGUCACCCGUUCAUAUCAAAUGUACAACAUUCCAACUGCAUGGAUGCUUGAUUCAGGAAUAACGAGCAAGAUAAAGAAGGCUUCCAUGACACUGGUAAAGAUGUACAUGAAAAGAUUAACAAUGGAGCUUGAAUCCAUUCGAAAUUCAGACAGAGAAUCUAGUCAAGAUUCUCUUCUACUACAAGGCGUGCAUUUUGCUUACAGAGCCCAUCAGUUUGCUGGAGGUUUGGACUCAGAAACAUUGUGUGCAUUUGAAGGGAUAAGGCAACGUGUACCGGGAAAUCUGGCAGGGUCUAGAGAACUUUUGGCUGGGAUACAAUCAUCAUGAGAAUGAGAAGUCACUGAUUUCUAAUACUGCUGCUAAUGGUUACAAAAACUUGGCUACUAAAUAUUCAUUAUUCUUUAAAUAUCUUCAAUGCUGAAGUAAUGCUUACUAUGAAAGUAUGAAUCCCUCACUCAGAAGAUUUUGUAAAGAAAGUACACUCCAAUGGCUAAUCUGCUAUCAAAUUGUCUCACUAUAUAGGAAUAGGAUCUUCAGUUCCGAGUUUAUUUAAUUUCAAUAGUUGAAUUUUUUGAGAUAGUUCUCUCUAAUGUUGUAGCCAAGAACAGUACUAAGAAGCUUUGCCGUGUGUAGCUGCAGAUAUAUAUAUUUAACAUUUUCAAAGUUAAUCAAAUAAUGUAAUAACACUCAUGUUUAAUGUCAUGUGUAGUGUUUGUCAAACACAUAUUGAAGCGAUCUCUACUUUGUUCUAUUGAUAA
This is a messenger RNA of Cicer arietinum (chickpea), 2418 nucleotides long. RefSeq names its product INCREASED PETAL GROWTH ANISOTROPY 1-like protein 2. The record is from RefSeq and is a predicted model, not a curated record. Gene Ontology annotation, cellular component: cortical microtubule. Gene Ontology annotation, biological process: protein localization to cortical microtubule cytoskeleton. Lineage: Eukaryota; Viridiplantae; Streptophyta; Magnoliopsida; Fabales; Fabaceae.